CGUCCGCUUCGGAGUCACUGGGCUUGAGUUCUCGUCAAGUUACAAAAGUGUAUUUUAAACUCCUUCAAAGUGUCAAUAUAACGUAUAGCGGAAGUUCUCUUUGUGAAGAAAGUACUCUGUAUCGGAAUGUCGACAUAAGGCCCUAGAAUUUGGUCAAAACCAGUGAUACUAGUAGUGCCUAGAAGGACAUAUGGGAAUUAUACCACCCUCAGUGAAUGCCUUUGACGGUAGCUUGUUUGCUCGGUACGGUUUGAGCCUUUUUUAAAUCCUAACGCGAGAUAAAGAUCGUGUGAGAUCAGUGCACUGAUUGUUGAUGUUUCCGGAAGUCAGCAAAUAAUAAGUGAAAAUGGUCACUAUGGAUUCUCGGGAGAACUUUACAGACAUCUCCUGGGCGUCUAAUUAUAUCAUGAAGAUGGCUUUGGACGAAUAUCAAACAGAGCGGAACUGGACACGUUUGAUCUACCAGUAUUGGGAGCUUGUAGAGGAUUUGUUUGCAGAUCCCCGUGCAAGAAAUCUUCCCUUCAUGGAUAACCCCCUACCAACACUAGGAAUGAUUACGACAUAUCUCGCGUGGGUUCUGGUGAUUGGACCAACGUAUAUGCGAGAUCGAAAACCCCUACAGUUGACCAGGACUCUGUUCUAUUACAAUCUGUUCCAGGUGCUACUGAGCGCUUACAUGUUCUAUGAGCAUUUGAUGGCCGGCUGGGCGCGUGGUUACAAUUUUAUUUGUGAACCUGUGGAUUACUCCGAUAGUGUCCUAUCCAGAAGGAUGUUUGAUUUAUGUUACAUAUACUACCUGUCAAAGUUGACAGAAUUUGCAGAUACUGUUUUCUUUGUACUGAGAAAAAAGAAAUCACAAAUAUCCUGGUUACAUCUGUACCAUCAUUCGUUGACGCCGAUUGAAACUUGGAUCUUAACCAAGUUUUUAGCCGGAGGCAACACUACACUGCCGAACAUAAUCAACAACUUUGUCCACACGUUGAUGUACUUCUACUAUCUACUUUCGUCGAUGGGUCCCCAGUAUCAGAAGUAUCUUUGGUGGAAGAAGUACAUGACAGAGAUUCAAAUAGCUCAAUUUAUCAUCUGUAUCAUACACGCCGUCAUCGCACUGGUCACAGAUUGCACAUUUCCGAAGUUCAUAACGUUUCUGCUGUUGUGCAAUGCCGUCAUAUUCUUCGUAUUGUUUUUGAACUUCUACCUAGACAAUUACAAGAAGGUAUCUGCAAGAACUAAAGUUGACGUUAGUGAGAGUUUAUUAGAUGCGGAGAACAACAACUGUGUGUUGUUAAAAGCAACGCUCAAUGAACGGCGGAAUCAGUGA
Messenger RNA from Topomyia yanbarensis, 1321 nucleotides. Its product is annotated as elongation of very long chain fatty acids protein AAEL008004-like. The coding region runs from base 347 to 1321 and encodes 324 amino acids. Gene Ontology annotation, molecular function: fatty acid elongase activity. The record is from RefSeq and is a predicted model, not a curated record. Gene Ontology annotation, biological process: fatty acid elongation, saturated fatty acid; sphingolipid biosynthetic process; fatty acid elongation, polyunsaturated fatty acid. Lineage: Eukaryota; Metazoa; Arthropoda; Insecta; Diptera; Culicidae. The transcript is spliced from 6 exons. Gene Ontology annotation, cellular component: endoplasmic reticulum membrane.